Messenger RNA from Ziziphus jujuba (common jujube), 1964 nucleotides. Its product is annotated as methylcrotonoyl-CoA carboxylase beta chain, mitochondrial. The transcript has 10 exons. Gene Ontology annotation, cellular component: methylcrotonoyl-CoA carboxylase complex; mitochondrion. Gene Ontology annotation, molecular function: methylcrotonoyl-CoA carboxylase activity. Gene Ontology annotation, biological process: L-leucine catabolic process. The coding region runs from base 147 to 1877 and encodes 576 amino acids. The record is from RefSeq and is a predicted model, not a curated record. Lineage: Eukaryota; Viridiplantae; Streptophyta; Magnoliopsida; Rosales; Rhamnaceae.
GGGGAAAGUGAAUUGCGCCUAUUGGGAAGGUGUAUAUUUAUAUAUAUUGUAUUUGUGUGUGUGUAUAUAUAUAUAUAUAUAUAGAGGCGUGUGUUCUCUGUGUGUGUGUGUGUGUGUGUGUGUUUGAGAGGAAGUGAUAGAUAGAGAUGCUUAGGACAGUGGGGAGAAGAGCGGCUUGGGCUUCAAAUUCAUGGAAGCCAUGGGGAAUUGCAGCGAGUCCAGUUCAAAUUGUUCAGAGAAAGGACUACUCUUUGGGAGUCCUUCCAGAUGAUAUUGAUCGGAAUUCCGAGGCUUUUUCUCGCAACUCCAAGGCCAUGGAAUCCUUAAUGUCUGACCUCCAAUCCCAUAUCAAUAAGGUUCUUGCUGGAGGAGGACCAGAAGCUGUAAAGAGAAAUCGGAGUAGGAAUAAAUUCCUCCCCAGAGAGCGUAUUGAUCGCCUGCUGGAUCCUGGUGCUUCAUUCCUUGAACUUUCUCAGCUUGUAGGCCAUGAAUUAUACAAAGAUCACUUACCAUCUGGUGGGAUUGUUACGGGAAUAGGACCAGUUCAUGGAAAACUUUGUAUGUUUGUGGCUAAUGACCCUACUGUUAAGGGAGGGACUUAUUAUCCCAUCACUGUUAAAAAACAUCUUAGGGCCCAGGAGAUUGCUGCUCAAUGCAAAUUGCCCUGCAUAUAUCUUGUUGAUAGUGGAGGUGCUUUCCUUCCCAAGCAGGCUGAGGUCUUCCCUGACAAGGAUAAUUUUGGUAGAAUUUUCUACAAUCAAGCAGUAAUGUCUGGUGAAGGCAUUCCUCAAAUUGCACUGGUUUUAGGCUCUUGCACCGCUGGGGGUGCAUAUAUACCUGCAAUGGCUGAUGAAAGCAUCAUGGUCAAAGGAAAUGGUACCAUAUUUCUGGCAGGACCCCCAUUAGUGAAGGCUGCUACUGGAGAAGAAGUAUCUGCAGAGGAUUUAGGGGGUGCUAGCGUCCAUUGCAAAACAUCAGGAGUUUCAGACUAUUUUGCUCAAGAUGAACUGCAUGGACUUUUCCUUGGGAGAAACAUUAUUAAAAACUUGCACAUGGCUGGGAAUGGUGGUCUGCUGAGUGGCUUGCAAAAGAUAAACUCUGAAUUCAAAGAACCAUUGUAUGAUGUAAAGGAACUUCGUUCUAUUGCACCAACAGACCAUAAGCAGCAUUUUGAUAUCCGAUCAGUUAUUGCUCGCAUUGUGGAUGGAAGUGAAUUUGAUGAAUUCAAGAAAUUGUAUGGCACUACCCUUGUAACAGGUUUUGGUAGAAUUAUGGGACAGCCUGUGGGAAUUAUUGGAAACAAUGGGAUAUUGUUCAAUGAGUCUGCUCUGAAGGGAGCCCAUUUCAUUGAACUAUGUACUCAACGAAACAUUCCUUUGGUUUUCCUUCAAAACAUCACUGGAUUUAUGGUUGGCUCAAGAUCUGAGGCAAAUGGUAUUGCAAAAUCUGGAGCAAAAAUGGUCAUGGCAGUUUCUUGUGCCAAGGUCCCUAAAGUGACCAUAAUUGUUGGUGGAAGCUUUGGCGCUGGAAAUUACGCAAUGUGUGGUCGAGCAUAUAGUCCAAAUUUCAUGUUCCUCUGGCCAAAUGCCAAAAUAUCUGUGAUGGGUGGUGCACAGGCUGCAGGUGUGCUGGCCCAAAUAGAAAAGAGCAACAAGAAAAAGCAAGGAAUUCAGUGGAACAAGGAAGAAGAGGAAAAUUUUAAGGCAAAAGUGGUGGAGGCAUAUGAGAGGGAAGGAAAUUCUUACUACUCCACAGCAAGGCUUUGGGACGAUGGGAUUAUUGAUCCAGCUGAUACUAGAAAGGUUAUAGGCCUUUGCAUCUCUGCUUCAAUGAACCGUGGCCCUGAAGAAACCAAGUUUGGUGUAUUUAGGAUGUAAUAACAGAAUUAUUACACUUUUUAUGAAAGUAAAACCAUCUGCAAUUAUUAAAUGAAAAAUAAAACGCAUAUUUUUCUGCUCGUUAAA